Setaria italica (foxtail millet) is the source of this 500-nucleotide messenger RNA. Its product is annotated as E3 ubiquitin-protein ligase EL5. Bases 51 to 500 code for a protein of 149 amino acids. NCBI's taxonomy places the organism in Eukaryota, Viridiplantae, Streptophyta, Magnoliopsida, Poales, Poaceae. The transcript has a single exon. The record is from RefSeq and is a predicted model, not a curated record.
GCGUGUCUCUGCAUGCCCACGCAGCAAGUUUGCCCAGCCCGACUCAAUCUAUGGCGGGACUAACACGUCGCGUUGUCUUCAUCACCGGCGGCCUCGCGCUGAUGGUCGUCCUCCAUCUCGCCGUGGUCAUCUGGGCGCUCUUCCGGGCGCGCCCCUCCCGCCGCGUCGCGGAGGCUGAGCACGCGGAAGAAGAAGGCGGUGGUGCCGGGCUUGCAUCAGAGGAGGUCGGCGAGUUACCGUGCCACGAGUUCAAGGAGGAGAGAGCCGGCGGCGGCGGCGGCGAGUGCGUGGUGUGCCUGGAGGCGAUCCUCGCGGGCGCCCGGUGCCGGGUUCUGCCGAGGUGCGGGCACGGGUUCCACGCGGAGUGCGUCGACUCGUGGCUGCGCAGGAGCCGCCGGUGCCCCGUCUGUCGCACCGAGGCGGUCGAGCGGCGCAAGGACGCCGGCGUGGUUGCCGAGGCCGCCGCCGCCGCGGAGAUCGUUACUGAAAGUGGAAGGUAG